AUGCCCACCCCCAACCUCCACCUCCGCGGCGGCUCCUUCGCCGACACCUCCGGCUACGCCCCCAACUUCACCCGCGCCGCCCACCCACGCGCACGCGGCGUCCGCACCCGCUACCGUACCCGAGCAGAACGGGAAGAAUACGAACAACAACAACAACAACAACAACAACAACAACAACAACAACAACAAGCACGCAACCAACCCCAUAACCAACCCCGUACCGCAUCCCCAAACGCAAACGCAGACUCAGACCCCUCCUCCACCCCGCCCAGCGCCGACUAUGACGCGGUGCCUAGGGAUGCACUGUAUAACCGCCGCGUGCGCAUGCUUGGGAUUCAGGAGAGUUUGGUGAGGGAGUUUGCGGAAGGGUAUUUUGGGUUGGGGGAUAUGCCUGCUGCUGCUGCCGGGGGGAAGGGCAGGGUGUGGUUGGAGGGCGGGUUUUCGGAGCAGUUCCUUUGGUUUGUUGCGCAGGUGGCUAUGCAGGAUAAUAACGCGGGCGGGUGGGAUGUGUUGCUGACGAAGAAGACGCAUCGGGAGUGUCUUGUUACGGGGGUCAUUGGGAAGGUGUUGGAGAUGGCGGUCUUUGAUGACUUGCUGUUCGGGGCCGACAAGGUGCAGAAGAGCAUGCUUGAGGCGCAGGAUGAGUGUACCCUCGAUCUUGAAGGUUACCACCGUACCGCCUUGCGGUCCCAGUCUAUCCGCACCCUCCUAGUCGACGACAUCUUGACACCGGAUUUCUGGCCCUGUGUCGACCAGCUGACACUCCAGAUCACAACGCUGCUUCUGCCCCUGCUCGGCCUCAUGGACAGGCAUAUUCCGGCCAGCCAAGCCAACUCGCUGCGUAGCUUCUACCAGGACCUACACGCCAUUGUCGCCGGAGCCGCAUACCUAUCCAUCGGCAUCCGCUGGUCCCGCAACAUCUUCCGCUUCUCGCUGCCCUACCCUGGCGAGGUGUGGGAUCUCGACCAGGAGCAUGUCGAUGACACGAUUUACAAAGUUUCCGAGGCCGCAAACACGCAAGCUGAUUCAACCGCCGCAGAGAGGUGGAGGACCGAACGCCGCCAGCGCUUAGACAGGCAGCGGGAGAGAGAAGCGCGAGCCAACAAUCCAACUCUCCUAGAUUACCGAGAGGACGCGCUUGCCUCGAUUCGGAACCAACUCAACGCAGCCCGCAGGCGCAUUCUGGGCCGAGAAGACGAAGAGGACUCGGGCAACGACAACGAUGUUUGGCGCCAGCCCUCCCGCAUGGGCAAGGUCCAGAUCAUACUCUGGCCCAUGCUGCAACGCUUCGAGACGGUCGGCGAGAUCGAUCCCGAGGUCGGGGCCGCGGACGGGGAACACGUCACCAAUGUUUUCAAGUCCCAGGUGGUCUACUACUACGGCCAGGUCGACGAGGCUGGCGGGGACAGCGACCACCAUCCGAGCCUGGACGACUGGAUGCGCGAGGCCAGACGAGAACGCGCGUGGGACUGGUUCCAGUCGCUGGCAUGGCUUCUUUACCCCGUUGCCGCAUGGUUCCUGCUCGGUUUCCUGGCACGAUACAGCCCGAUGAUCGCCGACAUCCAGCAAAUCGUCAGUCACGGAGUGGAUAGGGUAUUCGCAUACAUCGCCCGGGAAACGAGCCUUUUCGUGAUGGAAGCCCUGAUCACGCUCGUUGCGGUUGUUAUUGCCAUCACCAAGCUGGCUAUGUACAUCGUUUAUGUUGCUUGGGAUAGACUUGCUGUUAUAGCGGGGCCGACUCUGGGUUAUCUUUGGGGUGCUCUUGGUGAUAUUCUUGGGUAUGUAGACGGCGCGGGAGGGUGGUACAGUCCUGGGUUGGCUUAUCCUGACAUGAGCUGGGCGUCGAUCAAGGACCUGGCCCGGGUAUUUGCCGCGCGUUUCGGGUUGUAA
Messenger RNA from Chaetomium fimeti, 1890 nucleotides. RefSeq lists its product as uncharacterized. The transcript has 3 exons. Lineage: Eukaryota; Fungi; Ascomycota; Sordariomycetes; Sordariales; Chaetomiaceae. The record is from RefSeq and is a predicted model, not a curated record. Bases 1 to 1890 code for a protein of 629 amino acids.